This is a messenger RNA of Amoebophrya sp. A120, 774 nucleotides long. NCBI's taxonomy places the organism in Eukaryota, Dinophyceae, Syndiniales, Amoebophryaceae. The record is from the annotation of a GenBank genome assembly.
CUGUUGGACACUUCCUAUUGCACGUGUGGAGAGGUAGUCUGCAAGUAGAUGGAGAAGGAGCCUCUGCUGCGCAGUUGUUUCCAUACGUUUUUUGUUUUCACUCGCAGAACAUUCUUGGACAAUAGUUUUUCUUGGCUCUACUAUGGUUGUAGUGUACUACUGACAGUGACAGACUCGUCUUUCUAGGCUCCAUGAUCUCGUCUCUUCCUUUGUUUGCCCGUGGCUCCCGUCUCCGUAGUUGCGCAAUUUUUUAGGGAUUGCGCCGAGAAAAAGUCAGUGUGUACAUACAACUUGGACGUCGCACCACAGAUUUUUCUUUUCCUCUUCAAGUUUUGAUCGAGCUCGUCUACGGAGUUCCCCUUUACCGCCCAGAGCGUUGGCAGUGCGCCGUUUACCACAUCGCGAAACGGCCACGACAGUCCUCGUACUUACCGGGGGGUUCAGCAUGGGAAAUAAUCUCCCAAAGUAUGCGCAGUCUUACGUGACCGAGCAAGUAAGCGAUCAAUUUGGGCUUCCUUUCAACCCUUGGGAUGGCAGAGGAUCCUUCUUCGGCAAGGCUGGUGCCAUACAUUUUUUGAAUCAACAAAGCAUGCAGGAAGGAUGAAACAGAGAAGUGUAAUGUUAGUUCUAUGGACGUCAAGAACUUUGCUGGAGCUGGUUCGGUUUGGCACAUUUUUCCGAGGGUGAUCUUGCCUCGACAUGAAAGCGAUGCAUGACCACUACAGGCGGCUCACCACCCCCGGACCAGGCGCGACCUUCCAGCAAAGAGAUGGG